Molecule: messenger RNA, 2708 nt
Organism: Xenia sp. Carnegie-2017
Lineage: Eukaryota; Metazoa; Cnidaria; Anthozoa; Malacalcyonacea; Xeniidae
Product: zinc finger CCHC domain-containing protein 8-like
Exons: 2
Coding region: 117-1616 (499 amino acids)
Cellular component (GO): catalytic step 2 spliceosome
Molecular function (GO): RNA binding
Source: RefSeq, a predicted model, not a curated record
GCACUUCGAGUUAACAUGGCGGACAUGAGGAUAAGACAUGCUUGUUUUUAAUUGUACAAAAACAUUAUUUUUUAGAAUUUUUAACAUAUUUAAAGAAUAUAUAAUGUCAGUAGAAAAUGGAAGAGCAAGUAUAUGAUGAAGAGAAAUUAUUUUGUGCAUUUGAAUCGGUGGAUGUUGAGGCUAAAGAUGAGUUGUCAAGGUCAAAAAGUGAAAGGGAUACUGACGAAUUGGACUCUCUAAGGGAAGAAAAUAUGUUUUUGAAGAAGUUCUUACUGAGAACGAUGUUUAGUAAAGGUGAAGAUGAACCAUUUGCUUGUGUAGUUUACCAUAAAUGUUCUUUAGCAAGGCAAAAGGAAUUUGAAGACAUGAUUAUCCAUCUUGCCAAAAAAUCUCCAAAUUCAGAGAAACAUGAUGAAAUAACCAACCUUGAAAAUAACACCACAUUAAAGCAUGAUGUUGCAGCAGCUCUGGGAAUCACAUCAAAUGACAAUACAACUCAUACACCAACAGGAUAUGUACAAUAUUUUAGUUCGUAUUGUGUUGAUACGUCACAAUCCAGCAUUGAUAAAGUUUCCAUCCCAUCAUAUGAACCAGUAUAUUUUAAUACAUUACCUGCUAAUAUUGGUGGAAAAAUAAAGCAGAAGUGGAAGAGAACUUGUUUCAAUUGCGAUGGAGAUCAUCAAUUGAAGGACUGCAAUAAAAGAAGGGACUUAGCUCGCAUCAGUAUGAGACGAAGAGAGUUUGAAAACAACAAACCAUACAAUAGCGAUUCUCGUUAUCAUGAAGAAUCAACAGAAAAUGAUAAAUAUUCUCAUUUGAAACCAGGAACAAUCAGUCAGACUUUACGUGAUGCAUUAAGCAUGGCUGACGAAGAUCUCCCUCCUUUUAUUUAUCGUAUGCGAAUGCUUGGCUACCCCCCAGGCUGGUUGCCUGGGAACUCUGGUAUCGUGAUGUAUGGAAAAGAGGGAAAGGAGGAAAAAGGAAAGGAAGGCCUGGAAAAUGUCAAGGGAAUGGUUCAAUUUCCUGGUUUUAAUGUGCCAAUACCAAAAGGAUGCAGGGACCUUGCUCAUGAGGUGCAUUUACCUGCAGCAUCACCACGUGAUCAGAUUGUUGUUGACAAAAAAGAAAACUUGCGACAAGAGAAUAGUAAACGAAGAAUUUCAUCAGAUGAUGGCAUGUCUGACCAAUCUCAUAAAAAGAUGAAGAUGGCUUCCAGAAUGGAGAUAGAUGAGGAUGAGGAUGAUGAUGCACCUCCUGGAACAUCAAGCUUUAUAGAGUGUCAUAAAAUGAAGUUGGAGGAAGUUGAAGAUGGCGAGAUACUUGAUAACCCUAAUGGAUUAAACAAUACAUUGUCGUUGUCAUGGUGGUUGGGUGAACCACUUGCCCCACAAAUGAAGAAAGAUAAAGAAAUCCUAAAUCCUCCUCCUUUUCCAUUGAUGCCUCUACCUUUACAUAAGAUAUCAAAAAUUCUUCCUGGACAACUCAAUCAUAUAUCAAUGGACGACAGAAGUCGAUGGCUCGAUCCUGUUUUUGGAAAUUUACAAGUCAGGACGGGAAGAUUUGAUAAAUUGAAGACGAUCCUUUCGUCGCGUGACAACAAAAGGAAAUCCUUGUAAACACACGCAUGUGAAUAACAUCUAAUUUUUAUUAUUACAAUUGCCAUUGAACCAAAACUCACGUUGAAAUGCUUUCAGUUGCAAUUGCUAAUUUUUAAGUAAACAUAUUUCAAUCAUAAAUUCUUUUUAAUGAGUGCUUUUUUCACAUCUUUCACAUAUAUAAGUAAAAGACAGAGGAAGCAUAUCGUGCGCAAACAAAAACAAUGCGAAUGACGGUUCGUAUAGUAGAAAUAAGGUUGCACGAUCCCCUUGUUCGAUAAGAAAGCUGGAAAACUGAAUCAUAAAAAUGAUUUUACUUCUGAAUGGAAACUAUCGAAGCACUAGCAGUUUGUGUUGGUGCCGACGGGGCCUAAAGGAAUAUUUGGUAAUCGUGCUUGUGAGGUGGAGAUUAUGGUGCUUGUACAAAUGAAAUGGUUGAAUUUGUUGGUGGAGAUGAUUGUUAAAGGAUUCCUUGAUAUAUUCAAGAGUUUUAAUGAAAUAAACAUGGCAACGACUUACUAUCAACUCAAGAACAUCACGUCAUUGUGAUUGAACAGAGUAGUUCAUGUUUCAGACCAUCCUCUAACCAGUCUGUUCGUCUUCUUUUUGGUAAAAAGUGUUAGAUUUGAGUUAUGUCACACUUACAAAAAUUUCAAAAUCAUUAUUUCUAUGUCAUGUUUACCCCCGCAUUGUCACUGUUGUUGAUAAUAUUGUCUUACCAUCACACAAAAAAUCCUUUGAAGAUGGCAUUAUGUGAUGUUUAUAUGGUGGUGACUGGAACAAAGUUCUCGCCAAAAAUUUUGUUGGUUUUCCGCCUUAAUUUAAACAAACAGUGAAAUAGUGCAAUGAGCAAGACACCAAAAUGAUAAAAACAAAUAUUGUUUAUCUAGGUUGUGUACAUAACUAAACAAAUAAUCCUUCUAUACUGGUUCCAUCCAUCCUAACUUUGAUCCCAUCCGACCGAUUCCCUCUCCUUGAGGUACAUUCAUUGAACUAAAAUACAUACAGAUGGCCACUGAACUAUAUAAAUAGUUAUAUUAUGGAUGUACAUUACAUGCAAAUUGAAAUGAUUAAUAAGUAUAAAAUAUAAAUAAAAAUACAACACGACGAUCC